This is a messenger RNA of Homalodisca vitripennis (glassy-winged sharpshooter), 1807 nucleotides long. Its product is annotated as rab-like protein 6. Bases 221 to 1792 code for a protein of 523 amino acids. Gene Ontology annotation, molecular function: GTP binding; GTPase activity. The record is from RefSeq and is a predicted model, not a curated record. Gene Ontology annotation, cellular component: cytosol; nucleus. The transcript has 10 exons. Lineage: Eukaryota; Metazoa; Arthropoda; Insecta; Hemiptera; Cicadellidae.
CCUUCAGUUCCCUGUUCUGUUGUCAGUUGUCACUGUCAGUCGUUUAGGUUUAUGUUGAAUCAGUAUGCCAGAAUUUGGAACAUAUUUUAUUUCUGAAUCAAAAGUUAGAUUUGUUAAUUAGCUUAUCUGUAGUAGUUUGAAAUGCCACUCACAAUAUUUUUGUGCUUAAUUGAGUAACCCUUGGGAUAUUGUAAAACAAAUAUCAAAUUAUAAUAAAACAAUGUUGUCUGCAUUAAAACGACUUACCAGUAAACCAGAGACAAGUGUCUCUUCUGGUCCUCCAGGCCAUCAUGCCAUGUCUCAAAAUCUUCAAAGAAAGUUUGCUAAAGGAAUCCAGUACAAUAUGAAAAUAAUCGUUAAAGGGGACAGGAAUGUUGGCAAAACUUGUUUAUUCCAUAGACUACAGGGUAAAAAGUUUGUUGAAGAAUAUGUACCUACGGAUGAGAUUCAGGUGGCAAGUAUACAAUGGAAUUACAAGGCAACAGAUGAUGUAGUAAAAGUUGAAGUCUGGGAUGUCGUAGACAAAGGUAAAAAGAGAGUGCAUUUGGAAGGCCUGAAAUUAGGAGAAAACGAUGUAAACCCUCCUGCUCUUGAUGCUGAGUUUUUGGAUGUUUAUAAAGGAACCAAUGGAGUCAUUUUGGUUAUGGAUAUCACUAAGAGUUGGUCUUUUGAUUAUGUGGAAAGAGAAUUAAUCAAAAUCCCUAUUCACAUACCUGUACUGGUGCUGGGAAAUCACUGUGACAUGUCACACCAUCGCACAGUCACAGCAGAUAUUGUCAUGUCUUACAUUGACAGUGUGCAGAGGCCUAAGGGAUCCGCCCAGGUUCGAUAUGCAGAGGCCUCAAUGUAUAAUGGAUUUGGAUUGAAAUUACUACAUAAAUUCUUUUGUCUCCCGUUUUUACAAUUACAAAGAGAGACUUUGCUUGGGCAACUGGAGAGAAAUGAGACAGAAACCCAGGCAACACUUGAAGAACUUGACGCUUUUCAGAACAGUGAACAUGCUGACUAUGACAAGUUCAUUGACAAUUUAACAAAUAAAAGAAGACAACAAGCAGACGUGAACGCCAAAAAUGCUCCAGUAAUAAGUUCAAGCCAAAGCAGCCAUCAGAUGUCUCCUAUUACUGCCAGCUUGGACCCCACCAAGAUCCGUAGUCAGUCAGUUCCUGAGGUCCGCCUGACUGCUCCUCCUGCCCAGCCCUUCCCCACAAAUACUAAGAUAUUCAGCAAACCAGUAGAGAUUGUUCAGGAGAAAAUUCAAGUUUCCAGUAAUGGAAUCCAUAGUGUUGAAGAAUUUAUGCCCGAUGGAGAUGAGUUGGACAAGUCUUUCCUUGACGAUUCUCCCACUAACAACAAAGGCCACACAAAGCCAGAUCCAGCUGAUUCAGACAGUGAAGCAGAAACUGGUAAUCCUCUAGUGGCAGGGUUUCAAGAUGAUCUUGACCCAGAUGAUAUUGCUCCACCGUCUCCAUUGCCAUUACAUAAAGAACAUUCCGUCAACAAAUCUAAUGACUCAGACAUUUCCAAACAAGAGGAGAAUGAAAGUGGAAUCACAGGAGCAGCUCUGGACGAGUGGGUGGGGAGCAUAGCUGGGCGAGUCAGUCCGGAGGGUGGAGAAGACAGUGGGCCAGGUGGAGCUGAUUCUCCAGACAGCAUGCUGCAGCUUCAGUCAAACAAAACCAAAGACAAGGUAGGCCAGAUAUGUGUGAUGUACUUUAGUUGUUUAUUUACACAGUGUAAGGAUUAUUCUAUUAAUUUUACUAGUUUAGAAAUCAAAUCAAAUGAAAAGUAUUAAUGAUUUGUUUAAUUA